CACCAAGGUACUUCAUCGCAUCACAAAUUCUAGAAUGGCAGCGGAAUUCCACUUUUUCCCCCGUCUCCCGUGGGAACUACGAGAGAAGAUUUGGAAACUUGUAAUCCGUCCGGCUGAACCAGGAGUGCACGUUUUCAGACUCUGCAGUCAGGGGCAUUCAAGCCGCAAGUCGGAACACAGAGCCUUUACAGACCAAGAUGAUCGUAGGCCCUGCCUGUGGUGGCUUGCCGCACCACAGUGCCUGCCAAAGGGUGUUGACUUCAGUCCAGCCUCAAGGGAAGCCGCCCCAAUCUCGUGGACACUCAACAACCCAUCAACCUACCUUAUCGACAGUGGUCUUUGGACAGCGUGCAAAGAAUCAAUGCUGAUUAUCGAGCGAGAAUUUCAAGCUCCAGCACGACUCCAACACGAAUGGAGUCCUUCAGAGGUCAAGAGCUUCCGAGCGAAACGAGGCCGCUUCACGCUCCCCGAAACAACCACCUACAAGAUCUUCGAUCACUCCUCGCUGCGCUAUUUCACUAUCUUCCCCUUACAAGAUCUCCUUAUUUUGAAGCCGCCAGAGGUUUCAUAUUUUGACAUGGGAAUUACAGAUGAUAUUUUCCCUAGUCUGGUCUCCCACGACAAUUACAAGAAAAUUGGUCGGUAUGUACAUUCCCGCAACGCGGCCUUGGAAUACGAUCCGGCGUGGGAUAAGAUAAGGCAUAAUGGCGUAGAACAUAGAACUCCUAACAUUGUCAGGGACAUUGUUGAGAGCACAUCCAUGUCGUAUACCUUUUCCAUUUGGUUCAUCGACUACCGAAUCAAGCGCAAUCCAAGACACGAUCAAGAAGCCACCGAGGAACAGGCCGACAAGUCGGGAGACGGGCCCGCAACCGUGUUCUAUGCAAAUGACCGUCGGUUCGUCGAAGUGAAGAAAGGGCAACUUGGACGGACGAAAGGGCAUAGGCGAAUGUGGGAUGCAGGUUAUGAAGUUGAAACAAAGGAUGAUGAGGAACCCUGCUCUUGCUGUGGCUCGGAUGGGUUCAUGAUGCAGCUCCAAGAUUUCAUGGAUGAAUUGGAUGCCCAGUUUGCCAGUGAAGACUUUUACUUUCCCGGCGCUCCUGAUUGUAUAUAUAUUACAUACAGACUUUUGGCUUGCGAGUACGUUUGAAGAAAAGCUCUAUGAACCUGAUUUCUUCUAACCUAGGUCUUACGAGCGAGGACUGGGACCAAGAGCAAUAGCGGGUGUGUUGCAGCCUCGAUGACAAACGAUACCCUCGAGAUGGUGCAAAGUAAACACCAGGGAAGUGAAAAAAGGAAACUUAAAUGCUUUGAAGACUAGACUAGAAGCAAGAUAAUAGUUUUAAGUU
Messenger RNA from Chaetomium fimeti, 1349 nucleotides. RefSeq lists its product as uncharacterized. The transcript has a single exon. The record is from RefSeq and is a predicted model, not a curated record. Bases 35 to 1150 code for a protein of 371 amino acids. NCBI's taxonomy places the organism in Eukaryota, Fungi, Ascomycota, Sordariomycetes, Sordariales, Chaetomiaceae.